Sphaerulina musiva SO2202 is the source of this 2337-nucleotide messenger RNA. RefSeq lists its product as uncharacterized. Lineage: Eukaryota; Fungi; Ascomycota; Dothideomycetes; Mycosphaerellales; Mycosphaerellaceae. Gene Ontology annotation, cellular component: Rpd3L complex; cytosol. Gene Ontology annotation, biological process: negative regulation of silent mating-type cassette heterochromatin formation; negative regulation of rDNA heterochromatin formation. The record is from RefSeq and is a predicted model, not a curated record. The transcript has a single exon. Bases 91 to 1182 code for a protein of 363 amino acids.
GAAGAAUUGCUGCGGCCUCUACAGUCUGCCAGUGAGCUCGCCGACCAUCCGACGCUCAGCAUACCGUACAAAAGCAAAGGCCUUACGCAGAUGGCUGCUGAAGCUUGCGAGAUGCUGCGUCGAGAGCAUGCCCGUCUGUGGAAGGCCAAAAGACUGCUGCAGCGUUUCCGAGGCGACGCGGACUGGGUGCCUUCGCAGACUUUUGAGGCGGAUAGUGACUACAGGCUGCUGCACACCGGCGAGGAAUUCCUCGGCAAGCUGAGCGUUGUCCCGAGCAUUCUUGCUGACCAGCCCAUGCUCGGCCUGGAUCGACCGUUACCGGAGCUCGUGGUCGCCGAUGAUGCUCGCGACCAGCUCGAGCCUUCGGAACCGACUUCACAGGCGAACGGGGUCGUGGUUUCUGAUCACGAGGCCAUGGAAGGUGUGGAGGCGCAGGACAUGGCAGAGGCUAUGACGAAUUCAGUCCAUACGGGUCAGAGCAAUGCUAAUGGCAAUGGCGUGCACGGAGGGAUACGAGAAGGAGCAUUAGCACCUAUCACCAAUGGAGACACCCGCAGCGCAUCGAAUGCCACUCCUCCGAUUGAUCAUCCCGAGAGCAUACCCAAUCCCGCAGUCGCUAACAUCACUGACGCAGAAGCCGGUUCCGAGACGGCUUCGCAAUCCAAUGGAACUGAGAGGCAUGCCAUGACAACUCGCGCGCGAGCACGAUCACCAGCUGGGCCGAGUGAUCGCACUCCCUCGCCCACACCCAGCGACUCUGCUGCGAUGCCCGCCAUGCAUCCGUGGUUCUCAGCACCCGCGGCCGCCCUGACCGAUCGCGAUCUGGGCCUUCCACCGCAAGAAGCAGAAGAGACACGGAAACUCCUACUGCUAUACGUGCAAAAACAAGAGCAGAUUGUGCGCUCAUUGGACGCAUUACACGGGGGACUGCAAAAGGCGGACCGGUUGCGUUCGUUCGUGUACAGAAGUUGCAAGGCAGAAGGCCAUGUCGUAUCUGACGGCAAGGGCAACAUGGUGACAGAGAUGAGUGACGGGGAGGAUUGGUAUGAUACCACGGAUUGGGCACUGCAACCGUGGGAGCUCAAUGAUGGCAAAUUGGAAAAGGGCAAAGAUGAGGUCGAGGACGUUGAGGAAGAACGAGGGAGAAGGCCAGGGCGAGGGAGGAGAGUCAAUAGGAUAUGAGCACAAUCACAAUCUGGCUUUGACGGCCUCAAGAGCCGCAACUAUGCCAGUCCGGAUUUCUUCUACUAUAGCCUCUGCGGGCUGCUCCGAGUGCACGAGGCCAACACCUAAAGUACGUCAGCAUUGUCUGCACCUGGAGUCCGUCGAGACGAGUCUCGCAACUCACCUGUGCCAGCCCAGGUCGCCGCCCUGCCCUGGCCGAUUCCCGGGGCGUACCCAGCACUGUCCGUUUUGGCUGCAUCUGCAUAUCUUCGACGAAUCUCGUCAAUCGGCACACCUUCACUGUGGUCCUGGAAACUCUCAGUGCGAAUACUGCGUCCGUCGUAGGCGUUCGGCCAUAUGUUCUCGCCACGAAGCUCAUCAAAGACCUUUGCACGAACGGUCGUCUGGCCACCAUCCUGUGCAGCCAGAAUUGCAGCCCGAUAGUGCGGAUUGAUCUUCGUUUCCGAUGCGGCAAUGAACCUCGUCCCGAGAACGACGCCUUGCGCUCCCAGCGUGAAGGCAGCAGCAGCGCUUCGUCCUUCUGCUAUCCCCCCUGCUGCGACCAGCGCAAUGUCUGUCCCAGCGAGCGCGUCACUAACUUCUGGGAGCAGCGAGAUAAUUCCAGCGCCCUUCUCCCACCCAUGGCCUCCAGCAUCAAUGCCCUGGACACAUAUUACAUCAGGCCUUGUGUCCUUUGCUAUCUCCAGAGCUCCUGCAACACUGCCUAUCUGCACCCAGAUUUGAGAGUGUGACGUUACUUUGCGAACUUCUUUCGCCCAUUCGGCAUAAUCGCUCAGCUUAUGAGCAGCGAACAGCCAAACUACUGCUGGCUUGUACUUUUCGACAAUUUGUAGCGCACUCUCUCGUUCCGUGACGAAAGAUAGCAGGCCGACGCCGAUAGGCAGAAGACCUUUCUCCGUCCGAUCUAGAGCUUUUUCAACUUUGGAUAGUUCGACUUCAAGGUUCUUCAUGGAGCCAUCAGAGCCAAUUUGGCCCAGACCGCCGGACCUGCUGACUGCGAUCGCGAGUUCCGCCGUGGCAAAGCCUCCCAUCUGAAUUGUGCUGUUUUAGGAACUUGCUCUGCAUAUGGGAAGAUUUUCGCUGAAAGAAGAAAUUCGACUCACGGGCGCAUUGAUUACCAGUGGACUUUUCGUCCAUGGUAACGAGUUUUGC